GCCCGUCCGUCCCAUGGGGAAUGUCAACAGGCAGGGGCUGCGCUGCUGAGAGUCAUGGCCUCCCAGGCCCACCGGCUCCUCUGCCUUCUGCUUGGGCUUCAGGGCUGUCUGGCUGCAGAUGGGGACCAGUGUGCCUCGAGUCCGUGCCAGAACGGGGGUUCCUGCGAGGACCAGUUCCAGUCCUAUAUCUGCUUCUGUCUCCUUGGCUUCGAAGGCCGGAACUGUGAGACAAACAAGGACGACCAGCUGAUCUGCAUAAAUGAGAAUGGCGGCUGUGAGCAGUACUGCAGCGACCACGCGGGCACCAGGCGCUCCUGUCGGUGCCACGAGGGAUACUCGCUGCUGGCAGAUGGCGUGUCCUGCAUGCCCACAGUUGAAUAUCCAUGUGGAAAAAUACCUAUUCUAGAAAAAAGAAAUGCCAGCAUCCCCCAAGGCCGAAUUGUGGGGGGCAGGGUGUGCCCCAAAGGAGAGUGUCCGUGGCAGGUACUGCUGGUGCAGAAUGGAGCUAUGUUUUGUGGGGGGACCCUGAUCGACACCAGCUGGGUGGUCUCCGCGGCUCACUGUUUUGACAAAAUCAAGAACUGGAGGAACAUAAGCGCAGUGCUGGGUGAGCACGACCUCAGUGAGCACGAUGGUGAUGAGCAGAGCCAGCGGGUGGCACAGGUCGUCAUCCCCAGCACGUAUGUCCGGGGCACCACCAAUCAUGACAUUGCGCUGCUCCGCCUGCACCAGCCUGUGGUCCUCACUGACCAUGUGGUGCCCCUCUGCCUGCCUGAGCGGACAUUCUCUGAGAUGACGCUGGCCUACGUGCGCUUCUCGUUGGUCAGCGGCUGGGGUCAGCUGCUGGACCGUGGCGCCAAGGCCCUGGAGCUUAUGGCCAUCAGCGUGCCUCGGCUGAUGACCCAGGACUGCCUGGAGCAGUCGGAGAAGACGAGAGGCUCCCCGAAUGUCACGGAGUACAUGUUCUGCGCCGGCUACCGGGAUGGCAGCAAGGACUCCUGUAAGGGGGACAGUGGAGGUCCACACGCAACCCGCUACCGGGGCACGUGGUACCUGACAGGCGUUGUCAGCUGGGGCCAGGGCUGCGCAGCUGUAGGCCAUUUUGGAGUGUACACCAGGGUCUCCCAGUACACCGAGUGGCUGCACAACCUCAUGCACUCAGAACCACACCCAGGCAUCCUCCGGCGAGCCCCAUUUCCCUAACCCAGCAGCCCUGCCCCACGGAGAGAAAGCUGGGGCUGUGUAGAGCUGUCCUGGCACCAAACCCCAUUGAUUCUUCGGCAGUUCAUGGGGUAGAGGAGGGCAUGGGAGGGAGGGAGGGGUGGGGAGACAGAGACAGAGACUGAGGGAGACAUUCUGAGGACAUGGAGAGACUCAAAGAGACUACUAAAGACACAGACGGGGCAUAGAAAGAUGAGAGGCAGAGGCAGACAGGCGCUAGUUGGAGAACGGGAGUGCUACGGCUGUCCUGGAGGCAGGCAGCCCAGCUAAACCUUGUCUCCCUUCAGCCAAGCCCACCUGCACGUGAUCUGCUGGCCUCAGGCUGCUGCUGUGCCUUCACUGCUGGAGACAGUAGAGGUGUGUACACACACAUACACACACCAGUGCACACACAGAGAAAUGUGCACACAGAUACAUGUGCACACGGAUGCAUGCAUAGAUAUACACACGAUGUGCACAGAUAUGCACACGCAGGUACACAGAUGCACGCACACAGAUCUACAUAUGCACACGCGCACACACCAAUGUGCACACAAAUGUACACAUGUGGAUGCACACACAUGCACACAGGUACACCGAUGCACACACAUACCGAUGCUGACUCCAUGUGUGCUGUCCCCUCUCUCACUUUUCUCGUUGUUAUGCAAACAUUUCAUCUUCAUUUCAGACAAUUCAGAAGCAUCACCAUGCAUGUUGUAAAAGCCCCAAACUCUUCCCCCAAAUGUAUUUCACCCUAAGCUGGGUGCCGCACUGCACAGGCUGUUCCCCACCUGUUUCCCACUUCACAAUAAACAGCUGCAUCUCCUCUGUUCGCCUGUGGGGCCUCCCACCCUCUGGGUUGUCCAUGAUUCAUUUUUGGGGCCCUGGUGCUCAUCCUCUUAGCCACUCUUUUCUUCAGAGUUUUCAGCAUCACUGAAAUGACUCUUCACACAGAAGCUGUUU
Molecule: messenger RNA, 2163 nt
Organism: Cebus imitator (Panamanian white-faced capuchin)
Lineage: Eukaryota; Metazoa; Chordata; Mammalia; Primates; Cebidae
Gene: F7
Product: coagulation factor VII
Exons: 6
Coding region: 55-1203 (382 amino acids)
Biological process (GO): blood coagulation; proteolysis
Molecular function (GO): serine-type endopeptidase activity; calcium ion binding
Source: RefSeq, a predicted model, not a curated record